Messenger RNA from Uloborus diversus, 2636 nucleotides. Its product is annotated as nuclear factor NF-kappa-B p105 subunit-like. Gene Ontology annotation, molecular function: DNA-binding transcription factor activity; DNA binding; protein binding. The transcript is spliced from 17 exons. NCBI's taxonomy places the organism in Eukaryota, Metazoa, Arthropoda, Arachnida, Araneae, Uloboridae. Gene Ontology annotation, biological process: non-canonical NF-kappaB signal transduction; cellular response to stress; response to cytokine. Gene Ontology annotation, cellular component: cytoplasm. The record is from RefSeq and is a predicted model, not a curated record. The coding region runs from base 333 to 2636 and encodes 767 amino acids.
UCCGUCUGUUCCCUGUUUCGCGUUUCUCUUUUCUCAAAAUAAUUUAUAUUGUAUUAAAAUAAGUUUGAUUUGUCAACCUUAUUUCUUUAUGUCUAGCUUUGAGUUCUUUGAAUUUAAUUGUUAAUUUUUUCUGUUUGUACUUUGCAUCAGUUAUGUAAAUGUUUUGGUUCAUUUUAUAAAUUUGUAGAACGAAAAAUGUUGAAAGAAAAAUCCUGCGUAGCAACUGAUAAUGUGUCAGAUAUUUGUUGAUUAGUUUUGGCUAUUGGAUAAUUGGUGUGAUUCCUAUUGCAUAAAUACUGCGCAUAACAUUUACAUUAAAAUAAGAUACAAAAAUGCCCUUUAUCCAUCGCGUAAAUGCUUCUUCAUCUAGUCCAUCAUCUAUUCAAAUAAAUGAGUCAUCAGCUGUAAUGAACUUAAAUAACCAAGGUAUUUCUGGAGAACCACAGUUGGUGUUCGUCAUCAAGCCUGUGAGUAAAAUGAGGUUCCGUUACCAAACCGAAAAAGGCUCUCAUGGAGUUCUCACAGGAUACACGGACCCUUCUGUAAAAAGACAGAAGAAAGUUUAUCCAGUUGUACAGCUAAAGAACUAUGUUGGAAGAAAGGCUGUCUAUUUGCAAAUUAGUUUAUACACACUUGAUGAAAAAAUGCCUCAUGUAUUAUAUCUUUUUGGCAAAGACUGUGAUGAAAACGGAAUAUGCAGAGUGAAGUUCAGUAAAGAUUUGACUGCAAGUUUCCAAGUUUCUAUUGGGAGUAGAAAAAAAGAAGACGUACUUGAGAUUUUGAGGCAAAAAAAGAAACAAGAAUAUGGAAAUGAUUUUGAACCUAAGUUGGCAGAGAUCGAAGAAGAAGCCAAAAAAAUCAACCAAAAUGCUGCAAAACUAUGUUUGGAAGCUUUUGUUGCAAGUGACCCAAACAGACCAAUUUGUCAUGCAUUUUCAGAUGCAAUAUAUAAUAGUAAAUCGACUGAAACGGGAGAUUUAAAAAUCUGCCGAUUGAGUAGAAUUGCAGGAAGCUGCUCAGGAGGAGACGAAAUCUUCUUAUUUUGUGAUAAGGUUAAAAAAGAAAAUGUGAAGGUACAUUUUUAUGAAGAAAAAGAUGGUGAAAUAAUUUGGGAGGACUAUGGUAUAUUCACCAAAGCAGAUUGGCACCACCAGGUGGCAUUAGCUUUUAAAACUCCACCAUAUGAGGGCAAUAAGGAAGCAAAAGUGUGGAUUGAACUGCUAAGAACCACCGAUGAUGUUAGAAGUGAACCUCGUGAAUAUCAUUAUAUUCCAAAUGAACCAGACCUUGUUUGGAAAAAGAGAAAAUUAGAACCACAUCCACAUGAUGAUCUAUCACAUUUCAAUGUCAUCAAACCUUGUCCUUCGGAGUAUCUGAUGAACAAUCCUCCAAGUUUUCCGACUUCAAGCAUAAGUGAAAACCCACCUAUUCUUAGAAAUGAUGUUAAUUUCAAUUCAGGUAUUUCUAAUGAAAGAAGCUUUAAUGAAAUCUUCCAAAAUAGUGAUGAAGAACCAAGUCUCAGUCCUCUAUUAGAUAGUGGUGAUUUAAGUUUUGAUUUUUUGGAGCCGUAUGUAUCACCAAUGGAUUACACAGACUUUAUGCCUCAUGCUAAGGUGUUAACAGAUGCUGUAACUGAAACGUAUGCUGAAGAACAGAUCACUCCAGAUGCUAGAGCCUUUAAGCAUACUGAAAGAGGGAUAAUUGAAGGACAGAUGGGAGAGAGCAAAGAUGCUUUAGCCAUGAAGUUGUCUUCUCUAGGUCUCAGGUCUAAAUCAUCAUUAUAUCAAAAUGAAACAAAAUUACAAAAAAUAGAAAUGCCACCUGAAUCCAAAAAACUUAAUUUUGAAGAAGCAGUAAGAGAUGCCUUUAGCAAUGGUAGCAUUGAAACAUUACUGCGUUUUUCUUUCCAAUUGAUACCCUGGCAAAAUAGAAAUGGGGACAGCCUUUUGCAUUUGGCUGUUAUUCAUCAAGGUGAUAAUAUAAACUUUAUUUCCAAGUUAUUAGAGCUAGUUCCAGGUUACGAUUACAACCAUCAAAAUAAGAGAAAAAAAACGCCACUGCAUAUUGCAACCGAGAUGAACAAGCAGUUGCUAAUAAAAUUGCUUCUGGAGCAUGGUGCCUCACCUACUGUUCAAGAUUCAGUAGGUGAUACAUGCAUUCAUAUUGCAUGCAAAAAAAAGUCUGAUAAAAUUUUGAAAGAAUUACUUACCAAGAUUAAGGGUCCAGCUGAGCUUUCAAUGUCAAAUUAUGAAGGUUUAACUCCUGUGCAUAUAUCUGUUAUACGAGGAGCAGAGCAAUGUUUACAGCAUUUAACUAAUUUUAAAGCAGAUUUAAAUGCUAUAGACAAGAAAUCAGGGAGAACUCCAUUGCAUUUUGCUAUUGAAGCUCCUCUUCCCAUUUUAAAGUUUUUAUUGUUACAGCCAAGUAUUGACAAAACUGCUGAAGAUUUUAGCGGGAGGACAAUUUUAAACUAUGCUGAAGAAUCUGGUUCCAAAGAACAUAAGCUAUUGAUAGAAGAAGCUCUUUUUAGCAGCUGUGAGGACAGUAAUGAAUUUAAUAGUAUACUAUUAAAAUCUGUGCACCUCUGUCUGAAGCUUGGUGUUCUUGAGAAUGGCUGCAAGUUGAGAGUCGAAUGA